This is a messenger RNA of Strongyloides ratti, 1326 nucleotides long. Its product is annotated as Thyroglobulin type-1 domain and EF-hand domain and Kazal domain and EF-hand domain pair and SPARC/Testican, calcium-binding domain-containing protein. Bases 1 to 1326 code for a protein of 441 amino acids. Lineage: Eukaryota; Metazoa; Nematoda; Chromadorea; Rhabditida; Strongyloididae. The record is from RefSeq and is a predicted model, not a curated record. The transcript has 4 exons. Gene Ontology annotation, biological process: establishment of protein localization to extracellular region. Gene Ontology annotation, molecular function: protein binding; calcium ion binding.
AUGAUUUAUUUAUUACUUUUUCUAUCAUUUGUUUUUAUUUUUGGAAAAAAAGAAAUUUGUAAAAGUGAUGUGUUAUGUGACAAGGAUAAUGAUUUUAAAAUUCAAAAACCAUUUUGUGGUUCUGAUGGUAGAUCAUAUAAAAAUAUUUGUCAAUUAAAAAUUAGUAUUUGUAAAGAAAGAAAUGUUAUAAAAUUAUUUGAUGGAUAUUGUUUUUCUAAUUCCACAUGUUAUGAAGAAAAAGAAAAAAGAAAAUUAUAUAAUAAAAAUCUUGAACUUUUUCAUCAUGAAUCAGCUCCAUAUAUUCCAAAAUGUGAUAAUAAUACUGGAAAUUACCAAGAAAUACAAUGUCAAUAUAAUAACCAAUAUUGUUGGUGUGUAAAAAAAAAUGGAAUAAUUAUACCAUAUACAGCUAUUAUAGGUAAUAAACCAAUUUGUAAAAAAAGAAAAGUAAUACAUAUAUCACAUCAUAAAAAAAAGAAUAAGAAUAUCACAAUAAAUAUUCAUAAUUGUGCAUCUUAUUUUACAACAAAUAAAAAUUUAUCACAAAAAAGUAGUGAGGAAUGGCUUAAAACAAAAGAUGACGUUAUUAAAAAAGAAAAUCAAUCUUUUGUAACUAAUAUAGGAUUCCAAACUACUGAUGAAUUAACUAAUUGCAAAUAUCAAAGAACACUUAUAUUAAAUAGAACAUUAUUAUCAAAAUUAUCUUCAACAUAUAUACCAAUUUGUCAAAAAUUAAAUGAAAAUUUUUAUGAAGAAAUACAAUGUCAUCCAACAAGUAAAAUUUGUUGGUGUGUAGAUAUAAUUAAUGGAUAUCCAUUACAUGGAACUUCUGUUAUUAAUAAAUUACCUAGUUGUAGUAAUAAAACAAGUACAAUAAAAGUUAGAGAUGUAAUUUCAAGAUUUCAAAUUAAAAAAUGUCCAAAAAAGAAAAGAAUACAUUUUUAUAGAUCAUUUUUUAUUAAAAUUACUAAUGAUAUGAUAUCAAAAUUAAAUUCAACUACAGAUAUUGAAAAUAUUGGAAAAAAUUUUGACAAAGAAAGUAGAAUCAAAAUAAUGCUUUGGAAGUUUAAGGAGUUGGAUAAAGAUAAAGAUGGAGAUUUAAGUGAAAAGGAGUUAGUAAUAUUAAAGAAAAAUUUAAAAAAUAUUAGAAAUAUUAAAAGUUGUGUGAAAAAUUUUAAAGAAUUUUGUGAUUCUGAUGGUGAUAAAGUAAUUUCAAAAAAUGAAUGGAUUUAUUGCACUGUUGAAGGUUCAUUAAGUUCCUCAUUAUUGUCUAUUGGUAAAAAACCUCAUGCUAAUCCAUUUUUACAUAUAUUGAAGCCAGAAUAA